AUGGCUCCAAACACAAAAGCAUCAGCUGCUAAGAAGGCUGCCUUGAAAGGUACCAACUCAAACAAGGUCACCAAGGUGAGAACCUCAACCACAUUCAGAUUGCCAAAGACUCUUAAAUUGCAAAGAUCACCAAAAUACCAAAGAAAAUCAGUACCACACUACAACAGACUCGAUGCUUACAAAGUUAUCGUUUCUCCAAUUGCUACUGAGACCGCAAUGAAGAAAGUCGAGGACUCAAACACCUUGGUUUUCCAAGUUGACAUCAAGGCUAACAAGCACCAAAUCAAGGCUGCUGCUAAGGAAUUGUACGAUGUCGAUGUCGAUUACGUCAACACUUUGAUCAGACCAAACGGUACCAAGAAGGCUUUCUUGAGAUUGACUGCUGACCACGAUGCAUUGGACAUUGCUAACAAGAUUGGUUACAUUUAA
This is a messenger RNA of Lodderomyces elongisporus, 429 nucleotides long. It is a transcript of the gene RPL25, whose product is annotated as 60S ribosomal protein uL23. Gene Ontology annotation, biological process: ribosomal large subunit assembly; translation. The record is from RefSeq and is a predicted model, not a curated record. The coding region runs from base 1 to 429 and encodes 142 amino acids. Gene Ontology annotation, cellular component: ribosome; cytosolic large ribosomal subunit. Lineage: Eukaryota; Fungi; Ascomycota; Pichiomycetes; Serinales; Debaryomycetaceae. Gene Ontology annotation, molecular function: structural constituent of ribosome. The transcript has 2 exons.